AUAACCUAGGUACGGAAGCCGAAGGAGGCGUUAGUUGUUUUUGUGUGUGUGUGUUUGUGUGUGUUGGGUUUAUUUUGUGUGUGUGUGUGUGUGUGUGUGUGUGUGUUUUAGCCAGCCGGAAGCUGGGAGCAAGAUGGUUUACAUCUCGAAUGGGCAAGUGUUGGACAGCCGGAGUCAAUCCCCGUGGAGACUAUCUUUGAUAACAGAUUUCUUCUGGGGAAUAGCAGAGUUUGUCGUUUUGUUUUUCAAAACUCUGCUACAACAAGAUGUGAAGAAAGGAAGAGGCUAUGGAAGCUCAUCGGAUUCCAGAUAUGAUGAUGGAAGAGGGCCACCAGGAAACCCUCCCCGAAGAAUGGGUCGUAUCAAUCAUCUUCGUGGCCCCAGUCCCCCUCCAAUGGCUGGUGGAUGAGGAAGGUAAAUGUCUGCUCUAAGAAGCAGACAACUUGACAUGCACAUUCAUAGAAGGAAAAGAUCAAGAAUGGAAGGCUGAUAGUUCUAGAUAAGAAGAUGAAUGUGUAUGUCCAAACAAAGAUUGCUCUGUGUCCUCACAGGUGAAUGACGUCAUGCUGGGAAUUCCCUCCACAGGGAUCUGGCCUGACUGAUAGCAGUUCUAUAAAUACACAUGUUUGUCUCAUCCUUUUUGUAUAGUUUAUUAAAGUAUUAACAUAGUUUUAAUUAGUAAAUCUUUUUAGGUUGCAAAAUUUGACUUUGAAUCUUUGUAUGUAAUCUAAAACCUCUAAAUCUGAAGAAAAUAAAGGCUAUACUGUACUGUAUUAAAGAACUGUUAGUGUCACCUUUUUUUCAAUUUCUGAAAUGCUGUUCAUUGUUCAUUUGUUUUCAUUUAUAAAUAAACUACACUAUUUCAGUAGUAUGCAUAUAA
Molecule: messenger RNA, 880 nt
Organism: Dipodomys ordii (Ord's kangaroo rat)
Lineage: Eukaryota; Metazoa; Chordata; Mammalia; Rodentia; Heteromyidae
Gene: Selenok
Product: selenoprotein K
Exons: 5
Coding region: 134-409 (91 amino acids)
Biological process (GO): calcium ion transport; endoplasmic reticulum calcium ion homeostasis
Cellular component (GO): endoplasmic reticulum membrane; Golgi apparatus
Source: RefSeq, a predicted model, not a curated record